Peromyscus maniculatus bairdii (prairie deer mouse) is the source of this 2442-nucleotide messenger RNA. It is a transcript of the gene Slc6a19, whose product is annotated as solute carrier family 6 member 19. NCBI's taxonomy places the organism in Eukaryota, Metazoa, Chordata, Mammalia, Rodentia, Cricetidae. Gene Ontology annotation, cellular component: plasma membrane; apical plasma membrane; brush border membrane. Gene Ontology annotation, biological process: sodium ion transmembrane transport; nitrogen compound transport; neutral amino acid transport. Gene Ontology annotation, molecular function: neutral L-amino acid transmembrane transporter activity. The record is from RefSeq and is a predicted model, not a curated record.
ACUUGCCCUCUGGCUGCUGAACUGCCUGUGUGUGCCAGGCCCAACCCAGCGACCACCAUGGUGAGGCUUGUGCUGCCCAACCCUGGCCUGGAGGACCGGAUUCCGUCUCUGGAUGAAUUAGAGGUCAUUGAAAAGGAAGAGGCCGACUCCCGGCCCAAAUGGGACAACAAGGCCCAGUACAUGCUCACCUGUGUGGGUUUCUGCGUGGGGCUGGGCAACGUGUGGCGCUUUCCCUACCUCUGCCAGAGCCAUGGAGGAGGAGCCUUCAUGAUCCCGUUUCUCAUCCUUCUGGUCCUGGAGGGGAUUCCCUUGCUGCACCUGGAGUUUGCCAUUGGCCAACGGCUACGUAAGGGCAGUGUGGGCGUGUGGAGCUCCAUCCACCCAGCUCUGAAGGGCGUAGGCAUUGCCUCCAUGUUCACAUCCUUCAUGGUGGGCCUGUACUACAACACCAUCAUCGCCUGGGUCAUGUGGUAUUUCUUCAACUCCUUUCAAGAGCCUCUACCAUGGAGUGAGUGUCCACUCAACGACAACCGGACAGGCUUUGUGGAAGAGUGUGCCAAGAGUUCUCCUGUGGACUACUUCUGGUACCGAGAGACUCUCAACAUCUCCACUUCCAUCAGUGAUUCAGGCUCCAUCCAGUGGUGGAUCCUGCUCUGCCUGACAUGUGCCUGGAGUGUGCUGUACGUGUGUAUUAUUCGUGGCAUCGAGACCACUGGAAAGGCUGUGUACAUCACCUCCACUCUGCCCUACAUUGUGCUGACCAUCUUUCUCAUCCGUGGCUUGACUCUGAAGGGUGCCACCAAUGGCAUUGUCUUUCUCUUCACACCCAAUAUUACAGAGCUGGCCAACCCGAACACAUGGCUGGAUGCAGGUGCUCAGGUCUUCUACUCCUUCUCACUGGCCUUUGGAGGCCUCAUCUCCUUCUCCAGCUACAACCCUGUGCACAACAACUGUGAGAGGGACUCUGUGAUCGUGUCCAUCAUCAAUGGCUUCACCUCUGUGUAUGCAGCCACCGUGGUCUAUUCCAUCAUUGGCUUCCGAGCCACCGAGCGCUUUGACGACUGUGUCAACACGAACAUCCUGACUCUCAUCAAUGCGUUUGACCUGCCCGAGGGCAAUGUGACCGCCGAGAACUUCGAGGCCUUUCAACAAUGGUGCAACGCCACCAAUCCCGAGGCUUACGCACAGCUCAAGUUCCAGACCUGUAACAUGAACUCCUUCCUUUCGGAGGGUGUGGAGGGCACAGGCCUGGCCUUCAUUGUCUUCACGGAAGCCAUCACGAAGAUGCCCGUGUCCCCGCUCUGGUCAGUGCUCUUCUUUAUCAUGCUCUUCUGCCUGGGCCUCUCGUCCAUGUUUGGGAACAUGGAGGGUGUGACUGUACCCCUUCAGGACCUCAAUCUCAUGCCUAAAAAGUGGCCCAAAGAACUGAUGACAGGCCUCAUCUGCUUGGGGACAUAUCUCAUCGCCUUCAUUUUCACACUGAAUUCGGGACAGUACUGGCUCUCCCUCCUGGACAGCUAUGCUGGCUCCAUCCCUCUGUUAAUCAUCGCUUUUUGUGAGAUGUUUGCUGUCGUCUACCUGUAUGGAGUGGACAGGUUCAACAAGGACAUCGAGUUCAUGAUCGGCCACAAGCCCAACAUUUUCUGGCAAGUGACAUGGAGAGUGGUCAGCCCACUGAUCAUGCUGGUCAUCUUCCUCUUCUUUUUUGUAGUUGAGGUCAACAAAAAGCUCAUGUAUAGCAUCUGGGAUCCUGACUAUGAGGAGUUUCCAAAACUGCAGAAGGUCCUAUAUCCCAACUGGGUGUAUGCAGUGGUGGUCAUCGUGGCCGGGGUGCCCAGCCUCACCAUCCCCUGCUUUGCCAUCUACAAGCUCAUCAGAAACCGUUGCCAGAAGUCUGGGGACCAACACGGGCUGGUCAAUACGCUGUCCACAGCCUCUGUGAAUGGGGACCUGAAGUACUGAGUGGGCUUAGCCGGUAUAAGGCAGAAGAUGAUGUGUGGAGGAGGGAAAGGGGCAGGACCCUUGGGGGAAGCAGGCUGUAAUGUGUGUGAAUGUGUGAGUAUACAUACAUGUAUUCAUAUGUCACACAGAUGUGUACACAAGUGUUACACAAACAUGUGGGAUACAUAGGCAUGUUUAUGUGUAUAUAGCAGUUGCACACAUGUAUAUAUAGAUGUGUAUGUACAUAUGUGGUACAUAUGCACAAAUGUGUAUAUGUGUAAGUAUGAGUUUGUAUAUGCAUGUUGUGCAUACACACUGGGAGGUGCCUAUAUAUUUGUGUAUACAUGUGUAUAUGCACAUGGGUAUUAUCUGUAUGUUUAUAUAUAUGCUCAUGUGUUAAUACAUAUGUGCACACAUGUAUAUAUAUUCACACAUGUACAUCUAUAAACAUGUGUAUAUAAAUAUAUAAACAUGCUCUCGUAAACCUAUGUGCAUACAUGU